Agelaius phoeniceus (red-winged blackbird) is the source of this 576-nucleotide messenger RNA. It is a transcript of the gene THPO, whose product is annotated as thrombopoietin. Gene Ontology annotation, cellular component: extracellular region. Gene Ontology annotation, molecular function: cytokine activity; hormone activity. The record is from RefSeq and is a predicted model, not a curated record. Lineage: Eukaryota; Metazoa; Chordata; Aves; Passeriformes; Icteridae. Gene Ontology annotation, biological process: positive regulation of ERK1 and ERK2 cascade; cell population proliferation; thrombopoietin-mediated signaling pathway.
AUGGAGCUGAACAGACUGCUCCUCCUCACAUCCUUCCUCCUGCACGUGAAAGAGGACCGUGCCAGCCCAACACGGCUGGUCUGUGACAGCAGACUUAUCCAGAAGUACAUCAUGGAGGCCAAGGACAUGGAAAAGAGAGUGGGCCAGUGCCAGGCCCUGCCUGCACUCAGGUGCCCUGCAGUGCUGCCCUUGGUGGACUUCACUUUCCAGCAGUGGAAAUCCAAAUCGAACGAGACCAAGCGGCGGGAGAUCCUGUGUGACCUGGCCCUGCUGCUGGGUGCUGCAGCAGGGGCCCAGGGCCAGGUGAGCGACGAGUGCGGGGCCAGGCAGCUGAGCCAGCUUUACCGACAUGCCAACUCCUUCUUCCUGCUCCUGCAGACCUUCAGCUGGGAGGCAGGACACUGGGAGCCGAGCUGCUCCCCACACUCCAUGGAGCAGACCCACAUCUCCAGCAUUUUCCUCACCUACCGGCAGCUGGUACAGGGCAAGCUGCGCUUCUUCUUCUACGACCUGGCCACGGUCUCAUGCAAGCAAGGACAGGGGGACAGCAGAGACCCUCCAUGUGGGGCCCAAUGA